AUGUGGACAUGGCAGAGGACAAACUCGUCCUCCUAUCUGUCCUCGUCCUCUCUCCGCAUCUCUUUCUCACAGCCUGGCUGCCUGGCAUGCGUGCAGCUGAUGCCCGUCUGGCGUUUGCUGUGUCAACAGAGCAUGGGAAAAGUUAAUCAGCAGCUUGGCACUCCCACCUCCACCCGCCUCCUCUCAGCUUCUCCUUCACCCUCAGCCCUCCCGUUCUUUCAAACGAGUCGGGCUUGCCAUGGAUGUGGAGGGUCCAAAUGUGACUGCAGUGGCGUAAAAGGAGCGAAGGGUGAGAGAGGAUUACCAGGUCUCACCGGACAGCCGGGCGUCCCAGGGUUCCCUGGACCUGAAGGACCCAUCGGACCCAGAGGAGAGAAGGGAAGUGAUGGACUUCAAGGAUUAAUUGGUUCAAAGGGAAUAAGAGGUCCUCCUGGAUUACCAGGAUUUCCUGGGAUGCCAGGACAACCUGGUCUACCAGGACAGGACGGCCCUCCAGGCCCGAGGGGAGUGCCGGGUUGCAACGGGACCAAGGGUGAACUGGGUUUUCCAGGAGUUUCAGGAAUCCCUGGACAGCAAGGUCUACCGGGUCCACCUGGUCUUCCAGGAGAAAAGGGCGACCCAGGUGAUGUGAUUUCCUCCAUUCGUUUCGGAACUAAAGGAGCCGUGGGACUGCCUGGAUUACCGGGAGCCCCUGGUCCUUCUGGGCCCCCCGGUUUACAAGGUCCACUCGGCCCUCCAGGACCCAGAGGAUAUGAGGGUCGUCCAGGUCCUCCUGGUCUGCCUGGACCUAAGGGAAACAUGGGUUUGAACUUUGAAGGACAAAAAGGAGAAAAAGGUGAUCCAGGCUUGCCGGGACCUCCUGGGCCUCCAGGACAAGUAGGACGAGGAGAACAGAUCAGACCACCUGUGUCAGAGAUUCAACGAGGGGAAAAGGGUGACCAAGGACCUUCUGGCCCUCCAGGUGAUCCUGGCUUUCCAGGCCCACCUGGUUCUUCUGGUGGACAGAAAGGGGAGAAGGGAGAGCCAGGAGAUAUUGGCAAACGAGGAAAAUCAGGUAAAGAUGGAGAUCCGGGUCUGCCUGGAAACGAUGGCCUUAAAGGAGAGCCAGGCCUGCCAGGCCCUCCAGGCAGGGAUGGAGAAAGAGGACUAAAAGGAGACCGAGGGUACCCUGGCCCUCCAGGAGUGGUAAUCGGUUCCCAAACAGGAGGUGGUGUCGGCCCUAAAGGUGAGCCCGGUUUAGCUGGAUCUCCCGGACUCAAAGGAGAACGAGGACCACCAGGUUUUACUGGACCUCCAGGAGAACCAGGACUUCCAGGCAUAGGUGGGAGUGGUCCUCCUGGACCUCCGGGUUUCCCAGGAGAUAAGGGUCCAAAGGGAGACCCUGGAGCUCCUUCCAUUUCUUUGCCAGGUACUCCUGGAAGGCCAGGGACUCCUGGGGCUGCUGGUCCACCAGGGCCCCCUGGACCUCCGGGUUUCUCCACCACAGGCCAAUCCUGCAUCCCUGGGGUCCCAGGAUCUCCUGGGAUCCAGGGAGAAAGAGGUUAUCAAGGAGAGCAGGGGCACAAAGGGCAGAAGGGCGAGACAUGUGUGAACUGCUUCGGAGGAACCAAUCCCGUUCCCGGACCACAAGGACCUCCAGGACAACCUGGAUAUCCUGGAACUCCUGGCCAACAAGGUAUCAAGGGAGAAAAAGGAUUCCCCGGAACUCCCGGUCUUGGCGGCCCUCCUGGCCAGCCUGGUCCUUUAGGUGCUCCAGGCCUCCCUGGAGAGAAGGGAGACCCAGGUGAAGCCCUCACAGUCUCCGGUCUUAAAGGAGUUAAGGGAGACACGGGUUUCCCUGGACCGUCUGGUCUGCCUGGUCUGGAUGGUCAACCUGGACGUGAUGGACAACCUGGACUUCCUGGUCCCAAGGGAGUGCCUGGCUCUUUGUUGCUGAAAGGAGAAAGGGGGCUUACUGGUGAGCCAGGUUUUCCUGGCAUUCCUGGAGACAGAGGUCCCCCAGGUCCCCCUGGCUUUGGACUUCCAGGACCAUCAGGAGAUAAAGGUGUUCAAGGCAUCUCAGGGAGACCUGGCACUCAAGGUGUACCAGGUUCUAAAGGUGAACCCGGACUGACGAUAGCAGAUAAAGGUCAACCAGGACCCCGUGGGCAGGAUGGUCAGCCUGGGCUGACUGGUGCACCAGGUUCCCCAGGUCAGCCUGGUCAACCUGGUUUUCCAGGUUUACCAGGACCAAAGGGUGAUCCAGGAACAUCAGGAAUUGGGCUCCCAGGUCCUCCAGGAGCUAAAGGAUUCCCAGGUAUUGCUGGCCAGCCAGGAGCUCCUGGAAAACUAGGAAGACCAGGUAUAGAUGGAUUCCCCGGCCAGCCCGGUUUUUCUGGUCCCAAAGGUGAACCCGGAUUUGGGCUUCCUGGUCCACCAGGUUUACCGGGACAACCUGGACCUAAGGGUUUCACAGGACCAAAGGGAGACUCUGGUUUCCCUGGAAAUCCUGGUGCACCUGGACGGCCUGGUUUUGACGGAACUAUAGGAUCAAAAGGUGAGCCUGGUACACCUGGUAUACCUGGCACUCGUGGGCAACCCGGAUUACCUGGUAUUGGUUUACCAGGACCUACAGGUCCUCCAGGACCUCAAGGCCCUAUAGGACAACCAGGAUACCCUGGAGCAAAUGGACAAAAAGGAGAUCCCGGUCCUCCAGGUCUAGACAUACCAGGUCUACCAGGAGACAGAGGAGAUCCUGGUUUCCCAGGUCUUCCUGGAUCAAUAGGACCACCCGGAGGACCUGGAGGACCUGGACGGGAUGGAAUACCUGGAACGUCAGGUCAGAAAGGUGACAUAGGUCCCAUGGGGCCUCCAGGACCUCCUGGUGGACCUGGCACACCAGGAGGGUCUGGUCUUCCUGGACAUAAAGGUGAACCAGGAUUUCCUGGGAUAGAUGGUGAACCAGGUGCCUCCGGGCUUAAAGGUGAGAAGGGGGAUGUUGGCCCCCCGGGACCCCAAGGAAACCCUUUGCCAGUAACGUCUUCAAAGGGAGAAAAAGGAGAUCAUGGACUCCCAGGUCUGCCAGGACAGCCAGGACCGAAAGGUAUCUCUGGUCUCCCUGGUGACCCUGGACUAGCAGGAGUAGAUGGGCGCCCUGGAAUUCCUGGACCAUCAGGUCAUAAGGGAGAGCCUGGCAUCCCAGGUGUUCCAGGUUCUCCUGGACUGCCAGGACCAAAAGGCAUCAUGGGAGAAAUGGGAAUUCCAGGACCUCCAGGCCAUAAGGGUGGAAUUGGUUUCCCAGGUAGGCCAGGACCCUCAGGUCAGGCAGGAAUUCCUGGCGCCCCAGGACCUAAAGGUGAUCCUGGUUCUGCUGGUGUUGGACCACCGGGUCUUCAAGGACUGAAGGGUGAGCCAGGUCAGCCAGGAUACCCUGGAGGUCCUGGUCUGAAAGGAACACCAGGACAACCUGGUCUCCCAGGUUUGCCAGGCAUAUCUGGUGAGAAAGGUGACCCAGGCCUCCCAGGAUUCCAAGGCCCCACUGGUGUCCCCGGUCUCAAGGGUCUUGAUGGUGUGCCGGGCGUCCCAGGUCUCCAAGGAAACCCAGGUAGACAAGGAGAAUCUGGUCGAUCAGGACAACCUGGACUACCUGGAGAGAAGGGUCAGCCAGGUCGAGAUGGGAUCCCAGGACCAGCUGGAGUCAAAGGAGAGCCAGGUAUUCCUGGUUUUGGUGGUCCAGGCCCUUCAGGGCUUCCAGGUCCACCAGGCAUUAAAGGAGACCCUGGUCUCCCUGGUCAGCCUGGCGCUCUAGGUUUUCCUGGUUCCAAAGGAGAUCCUGGCGUGCCUGGUGCCUCAGGUCCUCCAGGUAUUAGUGGCCCUCCAGGACCUCCAGGGCUUCCUUUGCAAGGCCCUAAAGGUGUUCACGGACCCCCUGGCCCACCCGGAAGAGGAGGUCCGCCCGGCCCAGAAGGUCCCCGUGGACUCCCAGGAAGUGGCGGUGUUAAGGGAGAGAAGGGUAAUCCUGGCACUCCCGGACAGCCUGGUUUUCCUGGACAGAAAGGAGAUACUGGGUUUUCAGGAGUUCCGGGCCUUCCUGGUAUUCCUGGUGCCCCUGGUGUGAAAGGAGACAUUGGGACGCCUGGUGUUCCUGGAUUUCCUGGAAUAAAGGGGGAUCCUGGAAACCCCGGCUUAAGUGGUCUUCCUGGAGAUCCUGGGAAUCCUGGAAAUCCUGGUCCUCCUGGUGACCCCGCUAUACCACCACCUACGCCAAUUGUGAAAGGAGAUCGAGGACCCCCUGGUCUGCGGGGCUUCCCUGGGCCCCAAGGCCCACCUGGCUCUCCUGGAUCUGAAGGAUCUAUAGGCCCACGUGGUGAACAAGGAGUACCUGGUAAUCCUGGUCCCACUGGAUUCAAUGGCCCACCUGGGAAGAAGGGAGACUCUGGACCUGCUGGUCAGCCUGGUCUGCCUGGCAACACCGGCCCCCCUGGACCAGAUGGUGUACCGGGUCCCCCUGGUUUUCCUGGCUCAUUCUCAGCAGCCCAUGGUUUCCUCAUUACCAGACACAGCCAGACUGAUGAAGUGCCCUCGUGUCCUUCUGGAACUCAGCUGGUCUACAAGGGGUACUCCUUGUUGUACGUGCAGGGCAAUGAGAGGGCACACGGACAGGACCUCGGCACAGCCGGCAGCUGUUUGAGCAGGUUCAGCCCCAUGCCCUUCAUGUUCUGCAACAUCAACAACGUCUGCAGCUUUGCGUCACGUAACGACUACUCCUACUGGCUGUCCACGCCGGAACCCAUGCCCAUGUCCAUGGAAGCUGUCACCGGGGCCAACAUCGAGCCGUACAUCAGCAGGUGUAGUGUGUGUGAAGCUCCAGCCAUGGUGAUCGCAGUCCACAGCCAGACCAUCCAGAUCCCCACUUGUCCUUCAGACUGGGAACCUCUGUGGAUCGGAUACUCCUUUAUGAUGCACACCAGUGCAGGUGCAGAGGGCUCUGGUCAGGCUCUGGCCUCCCCGGGUUCCUGUCUGGAGGAGUUCCGCAGCACUCCCUUCAUCGAGUGCCAUGGCCGAGGCUCGUGUAACUACUUCAGCAACUCCUACAGCUUCUGGCUGGCUACAGUGGAGCAAUCUGAGAUGUUCAGGAAACCGCAGUCGGAGACCUUAAAAGCGGGUAAUCUACGAUCACGCAUCAGCCGCUGUGUGGUCUGCAUGAAGAGAACCCCUCACGACAGGACGUAAUGUCUCAGGGCAACAAGCAGACCCACCGUUGCCAGUUGACGACCCAAUCGGUAACAACAUAUUACCUUACGAGAUGACGGAGGACAAGUUGGAGAGGUCCAGUCGACUUCUGACUUGGAAACAAGGUGGACUUCCAAUGGUGCAUAGUCUUCUGGGGAAAAAAAUCUAGAAUUGAAACAAUGGUGCUACUGUGAUACACAGCUUGGAAAAUAUGCAAACUGACUUAAAUAAUCUUAUAUUUAGUCUUUGUUUUAAAGUACCUCAAAGUAAAAAAUAAUAAUUUUAAAUUCCGAUAAAUGGUGCCAUGAUGGAUGUAUGACAAGAAAAGUGCAUUUUUCUUUUUUCCCCCCACAAAUGGGCAACUUGUUUUUUUCUUUAAACACCUUUGACACGGCGAGGAAAAUAUGUGAUUUUGUCCCUUGGUUUGGUUCAGAUUCACGAGGAGGCGAUGGUUUUCACAGUUAACAAAUUGGCACUUUGACUUUGCAACAUCCAGGACGAGAGAUGCACUGAUAAGCUUUCCUUCAUGAGACUGACCGCCACCUUCUGGCGUAGCUCUUCAUUCUCACUCUUCCUCCUCUGCUCUCAUUUUCUGUCAUCUUACGUUACAUUUUGAGACGCUAACUCUGCUGUAGCCCACCUGCUAAUCACCUUCAGAUUUUUUUGUGUGUAAGUAAUGAAAUGUGUAUAUUGUGUAAAACUGCUUUUGUUUUUAGCGUAUUAGGGCUUCAGUCGUUGGCUGUUCAUUACGACAGUUUUCUGUUUUGUUUUCCAAAGCUUACACACUGCUAUCAUUUAUUUUAUUGCUCAUUUCUUUAUACAUCAACUCAGAUAUUGUACAAAGUAAGGCUUUUAUGAAUGGAACAGUAUUUUAUACAUAAUAAAUAUAUAUUUGAAAAAGAUAAAUACAACUACUGUAUUUGGCUGUGGGGAGAUUUAACUUAUAACCAUAU
Molecule: messenger RNA, 6164 nt
Organism: Nematolebias whitei (Rio pearlfish)
Lineage: Eukaryota; Metazoa; Chordata; Actinopteri; Cyprinodontiformes; Rivulidae
Gene: col4a5
Product: collagen, type IV, alpha 5 (Alport syndrome)
Exons: 49
Coding region: 1-5211 (1736 amino acids)
Cellular component (GO): collagen trimer; basement membrane
Molecular function (GO): extracellular matrix structural constituent
Source: RefSeq, a predicted model, not a curated record